UUGAGCUUGACUACUUCAGUAAUACUGGCAGACAACAUUUUUCCAUUCCUCCACCUUCUUUGCCCAACGUUCCAUCAAGGCUUGUUCUGAGUUCACAGCAUCCGGGGGUUCAUCGGGUGGGUCAAUCCGCUUCCCCUCCAGCCAACUGUCCCGCUGCAUUCGGAGCCAGCGUCAUUCCAGACAAACCCUCUUCUUCUUCUUCCUCUUCCUCUUCCUUUCUCUUCCUACCGAUUACGACGGUCCGUUCAACUCUACCUGGCAUUCCUCCCAUCCCGGAAACUCUCGUCAUCGUCUCUUCCUCUUAAACCGACCGUUGCUUCCGCUAUACCCCCGAUCUCUUUCACUUCUUCAUAAUGGACUACAGCAUGGAAGACACUCAGAACUCGGCUCCUGACGCCCACGAGGCGUCCAAGCUCAACUCGUCAGCCCAGAGAACCGACAUUCAGAGCGUCACCAAACGCCUCCAAGCCGAGCUGAUGCAGCUAAUGCUCUCCCCCUCUCCGGGAAUCUCGGCCUUCCCUGACGCCGACGGCAACCUCCUCUCCUGGACUGCCACUAUCAGCGGACCGGCUGAAACUCCUUACGAAGGACUUACUUUCCGUCUUUCCUUUGCCUUCCCCAACAACUACCCUUACGCUCCCCCUACUGUUCUAUUCAAAACUCCCAUCUACCACCCUAAUGUCGACUUCUCCGGCCGUAUCUGUCUGGACAUCCUGAAGGACAAGUGGAGUGCCGUCUACAACGUGCAGAGUGUUCUCCUUAGUCUGCAGAGUCUGCUGGGUGAACCUAACAACGCGAGCCCUCUCAACGCCCAAGCUGCUGAGCUCUGGGACACCGACCAGGAAGAAUACAAAAAACAUGUUAUGGCCCGGCACCGCGACAUCGAAGACAUCGAGUAAUUGGUUCGUCUAGAACCGUCGUCGUCCGUUCGGUUGUUCCCGCAGACAUGGGACGGACCGACUUGCAUUGCAUGAGAUCGGGGUCUGUGCG
This is a messenger RNA of Aspergillus piperis CBS 112811, 990 nucleotides long. RefSeq names its product putative ubiquitin conjugating enzyme (UbcK). The coding region runs from base 354 to 899 and encodes 181 amino acids. The record is from RefSeq and is a predicted model, not a curated record. The transcript has 3 exons. Lineage: Eukaryota; Fungi; Ascomycota; Eurotiomycetes; Eurotiales; Aspergillaceae.